Molecule: messenger RNA, 10899 nt
Organism: Parasteatoda tepidariorum (common house spider)
Lineage: Eukaryota; Metazoa; Arthropoda; Arachnida; Araneae; Theridiidae
Product: dynein axonemal heavy chain 5
Biological process (GO): microtubule-based movement
Cellular component (GO): axonemal dynein complex
Molecular function (GO): ATP binding; ATP hydrolysis activity; minus-end-directed microtubule motor activity
Source: RefSeq, a predicted model, not a curated record
CGUAACAAAUACAAAUCUAAAAUGCAAAGUUGCAGUCAGGUGGUAAAAGGAUUCAUGCAAAGACUGAAUCAGCCAUUUUCUACUACAGAGGAAAUAAAACAAUUGAUGUCAGUUUUGGAAGAAGUCAGAGAAAAAGAAGUAGAUAUAGAUUAUGAAAUCAUGCCCAUUGAAGAAUGUUAUGUGACACUUUCGUCUUACAAAUUGGUUCCAAACAAGGAAGAUCUGGACUCAGUCGAAGCUCUCCGUUAUACCUGGGAGAAGACUCAAAAGCUGUCUAUAGAUACGCAGAAUUCUCUUCUGGAUAUGAAAACUCAGUUUCAAACACAGCUCAACAACAGCAUUUCAACAUUUACUGCAGAAUUUGAAAAAUUUCAGCUCGAUUAUCAGGAGAAAGGACCACUGGUUGUUGGUUUAUCAGCAAUGGAAGCAUCCAAUAGAUUGGCUGAGUACCAGAAUCGCUUUGAGGCACUUUGGCAAAAAUAUAUGACGUACACAGAUGGAGCUAUACUAUUUGGUUAUAAAUGUAAAGAAUUUCCUCGCUUGCAUUACAUUAAGAAGGAGCUGGGAAUGAUGCAGAAGCUGUACAAGUUGUACAAUGAUGUUCUGGACAGAGUUAACGGAUAUCAAGAUAUUUUGUGGAAUAAUGUAGACAUUGAUAAAAUCACGAAUGAACUGAUAGAAUUUCAAAAUAGAUGCCGAAAAUUGCCGAAAGGCCUAAAAGAAUGGCCAGCUUUUACUACCUUAAAGAAAACGAUCGACGAUUUUAACGAAUUGUGUCCAUUGCUGGAUCUCAUGACCAACAAAGCCAUGAAAAACAGACAUUGGAAGAGACUUAUGGAACUAACAGGCCAGGAAUUUGAUAUAGGGUGUCCCCAUUUUUGCUUGAAGGACAUCUUGAAGGCACCUUUGUUAAGUCAUAAAGAAGAUAUUGAGGAUAUUUGUAUAUCAGCAUUAAAAGAGCGAGAUAUUGAAGGAAAGCUGCGCCAAGUGACUUCUGAAUGGAGCAAUCAAAAUUUAACUUUUGCAACUUUUAAGAACAGGGGAGAGUUAUUGCUGAGAGGAGACACCACAGCCGAAAUUAUUUCUUUAUUGGAAGACAGUCUCAUGAUUCUUGGGUCUUUACAAAGUAAUCGGUACAAUGCACCAUUCAAAAUUCAGAUCCAAAAGUGGGUUCAAGAUCUCUCAAAUACUAAUGAAUGUUUGGAAAGAUGGCUUUUCACACAAAAUAUGUGGGUGUACCUGGAAGCAGUAUUUGUUGGUGGUGAUAUAGCCAAACAAUUACCGAAGGAGGCAAAGCGUUUCAACACAAUUGACAAAUCUUGGGGAAAGAUUAUGAUCCGUGCUCAUGAAAAGAGCAAUGUUGUUGAAUGCUGUGUUGGGGACGAUACUUUGAAGCAAUUACUGCCUUAUUUGCAAGAACAACUUGAAAUUUGUCAAAAGUCAUUAGCAGGGUAUUUGGAAAAGAAACGAUUGAUGUUUCCUCGAUUUUUCUUUGUCUCCGAUCCAGCUCUUCUGGAGAUUUUAGGUCAAGCCAGCGACUCACAUUCAAUUCAGAGUCACCUUCUCAGCAUAUUUGACAAUACAAAAUCCUUAGUUUUCGAUGACCUAGACUAUAACAAAAUUUUAGAAAUUGUUUCUUCGGAAGGGGAAAAAAUAACUUUGAACAAACCAGUCAAAGCAGAAGGAAAUGUAGAAAGUUGGUUAAUGAAUUUAUUGAAAAUGUCACACCAGUCACUUCACAGUGUAAUUCGCAAGGCUGCCAUUUCUACGACUAGUCCUAAAUUCACACUUAUGGAAUUUCUCAGAGAUUACCCAGCUCAAGUAGGUCUUCUUUGUCUUCAGAUUAUUUGGACUCGAGAAUCAGAAGUGGCUCUAGCUUAUUCCACUCAAGAUAAAAAAGUUAUGGAACAAACCAAUGGACUAUUCUUAGAUCUUCUCAACACUCUAAUCGAGGAAACUACUAAAGAUCUAGGAGUUGUGGAGAGGACAAAAUUUGAAACAUUAAUUACAAUUCAUGUUCACCAAAGAGACAUCUUCAACGAUUUGUGUCGAUAUGGAAUAAAAUCAGCCAAAGAUUUUGAAUGGGUGAAGCAAUUCAGAUUCUACUUUGAGGCCGAUGACGAUCUUACAGCAAUAGGAAUAACAGAUGUCAAAUUUACUUACCAGAAUGAAUUUCUGGGAUGUACCGAGAGGCUCGUCAUCACACCUCUAACUGAUAGAUGCUACAUCACAUUAGCUCAAGCUUUGCAAUUGCAUAUGGGAGGUGCUCCAACAGGACCAGCUGGAACGGGGAAAACAGAAACAACUAAAGACAUGGGAAAAAUGCUCGGUAAAUACGUCGUGGUGUUUAACUGUUCCGACCAGAUGGACUACAAAGGAUUAGGAAGAAUAUUUAAAGGCUUGGCACAAUCAGGUUCAUGGGGCUGCUUCGAUGAAUUUAACAGAAUUGAACUUCCUGUUCUAUCGGUGGCAGCUCAACAGAUUUCAAUUGUCUUAACAUGUAAAAAAGAACAUAAGGAAACCUUUAUCUUCAGCGAUGGAGAAGUAAUAAGAAUGAAUCCAGAAUUCGGAAUAUUCCUCACUAUGAAUCCUGGAUAUGCAGGCAGACAAGAGCUUCCGGAAAAUUUGAAAAUACAGUUUCGCACUGUAGCCAUGAUGGUUCCAGACAGACAGAUAAUUAUCAGAGUAAAGUUGGCAAGUUGUGGAUUUUUAGAAAAUAUCACUCUUGCGAGGAAGUUUUACACUCUGUAUAAAUUAUGCGAAGAACAAUUAUCAAAACAGGUGCAUUAUGAUUUUGGUCUACGAAAUAUCCUUUCUGUUUUGCGCACCCUUGGUGCUACUAAACGAAGCAAUACCACAGAUUCCGAAAGUGCCAUAGUCAUGAGAGUAUUAAAAGACAUGAAUUUAUCCAAAUUGAUUGAUGAGAACGAGCCCUUAUUUUUGUCUCUGCUGAAUGACCUCUUCCCUGGUAUUAAAGAUCGCAAAAAAGGCAACACUGAACUGGAAGAGGCUAUAGAAGCGCAGGUGAAAGAGGCAGGCUUAGUAUCAUACCCCGCUUGGACAGUCAAGCUUUUGCAGUUAUAUGAAACUCAGUUAGUUCGACAUGGAAUUAUGACACUAGGGCCGGCAGGAGGUGGCAAAAGUUCAUGUAUUCGUAUCCUCAUGGCGGCUUUAACGGCUCUUGGUACUCCUCACAAAGAAAUGAGGAUGAAUCCGAAAGCGAUUACUGCACCGCAGAUGUUCGGAAGAUUGGAUGUGGCCACUGAUGAUUGGACAGACGGUAUUUUUUCUGCACUAUGGAGAAAAACUUUGAAGGCAAAGAAAGGAGAAUUCGUCUGGAUAAUUCUGGAUGGUCCUGUAGAUGCCAUUUGGAUUGAAAAUCUUAACUCUGUAUUAGAUGAUAAUAAGACUUUGACAUUGGCGAAUGGAGAUCGAAUCCCGAUGGCCCCUAAUUGCAAGGUACUCUUUGAAGUACAUAAUCUAGACAAUGCAUCACAUGCAACUGUGUCUCGUAACGGCAUGGUUUACAUGAGCUCAUCUUGCUUACCUUGGAAGCCCAUACUUACAGCUUGGCUUAUGAAACAACCGAAAAUGCUUGCCCGAGGAGUUUCUCAACUUUUCGAGAGAUCAUUUGAAGCAAUUUACAUAUGGUCCACUGAAAACUUAGUUUUCAAAAUGAAAAUAUUACAGUGUAUGAUAAUUACGCAAUUCAUAAAAUUGAUGGAUGGUUUGCUCCCAUUGGAGGAAAAGGACCAAAAAGAUUUGAACGUGCUAGCUGGAAUACUACAAAAAACAUAUGUUUUCUGUCUUAUGUGGAGUAUUGGAGCAUUUUUAGAAAUACCAGAUCGUCUAAAAUUUGAAAAAUAUUUACAGGAUGAAACCGAUUAUAAUCUUGAUCUACCACAUAUCACAGAUCUUAAUGAUUCUAUCUUCGAUUUCAACGUUGAUAGUACAGGGGAAUGGAAGCAUUGGAAGUCCUAUGUCCCAGAUUAUGUCUAUAAACCCUCUAAUAGUGCGGAGUAUAUAUCUAUUCUUAUACCAAACAUAGAUAAUGUUAGAACAGAUUUCCUUAUCAACACCAUUGCUAAGCAAGGAGAUCCUGUUUUGUUACUGGGGGAGCCAGGCACAGCAAAGACUGUGAUUUUGAAAGCCUAUACAUCAAAGUUUAAUCCUGAAAUUCAUGUAAGCAAAAGUGUAAAUUUUUCAUCUGCAACAACACCAUUACACUUUCAGAAAGCAAUUGAGAGCUACAUUGAAAAACGAGCUGGAAACAUCUAUGGACCUGCAGCUGGAAAAAAGUUAACAAUCAUAGUUGAUGACAUAAACAUGCCUCUAAUCAAUACCUGGGGUGAUCAGGUUACCAAUGAAAUUGUACGGCAGACAAUAGAAAUGACUGGAUUCUACUGCUUAGAACGUCCAGGAGAAUUUUUAAAGUUAGCGGAUCUUCAUUAUUUGGCCGCUAUGUGUCAGCCCGGGGGUGGAAGGAAUGAGAUACCUGAAAGAUUGAAACGGCACUUCGCCAUUUUCAAUUGUACUCUUCCUACAGAUUCCUCUAUUGACAAAAUAUUCGGUUGUAUCGUUAAAGGUGCUUUCUCUCUCGAGCAAGGUUUCUCUGAUGAGAUUCUUAGCUUGACUGAAAAACUAGUGCCGGUGACUCGAAAACUUUGGCAAGCAACAAAGGCUACCAUGCUACCAACUCCAACUAAAUUCCACUACGUUUUCAAUCUAAGGGAGCUAUCACGAAUAUGGCAAGGAAUGACGUCCGCCUUACCGUCUGUUUUGGGUGAUAAAGAAACGCUUCUUUCUUUGUGGAAGCAUGAAUGUUGUCGUGUCAUAGCUGACAGAUUUAUACAACAGCAAGAUUACGAUUGGUUUGAAGACACAUUAGCCCAACUGUUAUCAGAUGAACUUGGCGAGAGUAUUUCUUAUUCCAAAGAAGAUAUUUGCUUUUUUGUGGAUUUUCUCAGAGAUACUCCAGAAGUUACAGGAGAGGAUGAAGCAGAAGUAGAAAUGCCUAAAAUUUAUGAACCUGUGCGAUCAUUGGACGUUCUUCAAGACAGAUUGACCUUCCUCCUAAGUUUAUACAACGAAGUAGCCAGAACGGCUCAUAUGGAUAUAGUUUUCUUUAAAGACGCCGUUUCCCAUUUAACAAGGAUAUCCAGGAUAAUUCGAGCUCCAGGGGGUCACGCUCUUCUCGUCGGCGUGGGAGGAUCUGGAAAACAGUCUUUAACGAAACUAGCAGCUUUCAUUGCUCACUACAAUACUCAACAAAUUAGUUUGACCAGGAGCUACGGUGCGUCGAAUUUCUUAGAAGAUUUAAAACUCCUUUAUAGAGCUACGGGAGUUCACGAUAAAGGCACUACUUUUAUAUUUACUGACCAAGCAUUAAAAGAUGAGUGUUUUCUAGAAUAUUUGAACAACGUAUUAACUUGUGGAGUGGUGUCCAACUUGUUUAACCGAGAUGAGAAAGCUGAUAUUAUUGGAGAAUUAACUCCUAUCAUGAAAAGAGAGAGACCGCGAUGUCCACCUACUCCGGAGAAUGUCAUGGAUUAUUUUCUUUACAGAACUCGGAAGAAUUUGCAUGUAGUACUCUGUUUCUCACCUGUUGGUGAGAAAUUGCGUGCACACGCUCUAAGAUUUCCAGGCAUCGUAACGGGUUGUACGGUAGACUGGUUCCAACCGUGGCCCAAAGAAGCAUUAAUAUCUGUGUCCAAGCAUUUUCUUCGAGACUUUGAUCUUCAGUGUGAAGCUCCUGUAAAAACUGAAGUCAUUCGCACCAUGGGAGAUAUUCACGACCUAGUAGCUGAACAAUGUGCUGAAUACUAUCAAAAAUUUCGUCGUCCAGCUCACGUGACGCCCAAGUCAUUCUUAUCUUUCAUCAAUGGUUAUAAAAAACUGUACGAAGAGAAACAUAAAGAGAUUGGUAACACUUGUACUCGAAUGGAGAACGGAAUAUCAAAAUUAGAAGAAGCUUCUAUGCUCGUAGAAAGAAUGAAGGAGACAUUAGCUGUUAUGGAUGAAGAGUUAGAACAAGCCUCUAAGACUGCCGAACAAGUGCUAGCUGAAGUGUCAGUUAGAGCAGAGGCUGCAGAAGUUGCUCGUGAUAGUGUAGAGAAAGCCAAAUACGCUGCUCAAGAAAUAGUAAAAGAAAUACAAGUGGAUAAAGCUAUAGCUGAAGAGAAAUUAGAAGCUGCUAGACCUGCUUUAGAAGAUGCAGAAGCAGCCUUAAACACUAUACAGCCUACACAUAUUGCGACUGUCCGUAAACUGGGUCGUCCUCCAGCUCUGAUCAUGUACAUCAUGGAUUGCGUUAUGAUUCUUUUCCAAAAAAGAUUACAGUCUGUGCAAGUGGAUCCUAUGAGAAAAUUCAUCAAACCAUCCUGGGAGGAAUCUUUAAAAUUUAUGUCAACCACGGGAUUUCUCGCGGCUUUACAAAAUUUUCCAAAAGACACGAUCAACGAUGAAGUUGUAGAGUUAUUGGAACCGUACUUGAUCAUGAAAGAUUACAAUAUGGAGACAGCAAAAAGGGUGUGCGGCGAUGUUGCAGGUCUUCUCUCCUGGACAAAAUCCAUGGCGUUUUUCUUCGGAAUAAAUAAAGAAGUUUUACCUCUAAAGCAUAACUUAGCCGUCCAGGAAGCUCGUUUAGCCGUUGCCAUGAAGGAACUAAAAUCAGUGGAACAACAACUCGAAGAUAAAGAGAACGAUUUGAAAGAAGUCAAAGCUCAAUAUGAGAAUGCUAUUGCAAACAAAGAGAAAUUAGCUGAAGAAGCUGCAGUGUGUCGCCGAAAGAUGUCGCGAGCGUCUAUGCUCAUAACUGAGUUAGGAGGAGAAUACAAGAGAUGGACGAAUGAAAGCAAACAACUGAAAGAGCAAAUCAAAAAACUAGUUGGUGAUGUUCUGGUAGCUACUGGUUUCCUCUCAUAUGCUGGACCAUUUAAUCAAGACUAUCGAUCAUCACUCAUGAGCUCUUGGCAUUCAGAAAUUCUUAAGCGAAAAAUUCCGGUCAGCCAAAAAAUAAAUACCAUGGAGAUGUUGGUCAGUGCAUCCACGAUUUCAGAAUGGAAUUUGUGUGGCCUGCCUAGUGAUGAGCUGUCGUCACAGAAUGGCAUACUUGUCACUAAUGCUCUUAGAUAUCCUCUUCUAAUCGAUCCUCAAGGGCAAGGGAAAUCAUGGCUGAAAAACUCUGAAGCAAAACACGACCUACAAAUAACAUCGUUAAACCACAAAUAUUUUAGACAACUUUUGGAAGAAUGUUUAUCACUUGGCAAACCUCUCCUUAUUGAAGAUGUUGGAGAGGAAUUAGAUCCAAUUUUAGAAAAUAUUUUAGAAAAGAACUAUAUUAAAAGUGGAUCAACAUUCAAGGUUAUGUUGGGAGAAAAAGAAUGUGAUGUAACAGAUGGUUUUCAAUUGUUUGUAACAACGAAAUUGCCAAAUCCAGCCUUUUCACCAGAAAUAAGCGCCAAGACUUCGGUGAUAGACUUUACGGUCACAGCUAAAGGGCUAGAAGAUCAGCUACUUGGUAGAGUCAUGUUAUCCGAAAAAUCGGAAUUAGAAAAUGAAAGAGUUAAAGUCAUUAGUGAGAUUGUUGAAAGUAAAAACAACAUCAAAGAAUUGGAAAACAAUUUACUGGAUCACCUAACUAGCGCUCAGGGAUCAUUGGUGGACAAUGAGGGCCUUAUGGGAAUUCUCCAGGACACAAAAGCUACUACUCUCCAAGUGUCUACCAAGUUGGGUGUAGCAGCUACAACGCAAGCUAAGAUAAACGAAGCCAGAGAAGAAUUUCGUUUUGUAGCAGCCCGUGGCAGCCUCCUAUAUUUUCUUAUAGUGGAGAUGAGUGUCAUCAAUGUUAUGUACCAAACAUCUUUAAAGCAGUUUUUAGGACUUUUUGAUAUUUCUAUUGUAAGGUCAGAUCCAGACGCAGAUAUUCAAAAAAGAAUUCGAAACAUUAGUGAGUAUUUAACUUAUGAAGUGUACCGUUACGCCGUAAGGGGAUUUUAUGAAUGCCACAGAUUUCUUUUUGUUCUUAUGUUGGCUUUAAAACUGCAAAUGGAAGGUGGAAAAAUCCAGUAUAAUGAGUUCUUUGCUUUCGUUAAAGGAGGUGCCUCUUUAGAUCUGAAAUCAGUCAGAACUAAGCCUUAUACUUGGAUACCUGAUGUGAUUUGGCUCAAUAUUGUUCAACUGAGUCGGUUACGCAACUUCUCAACACUUCUUGAUGAAGUAUGCAGCAAAGAACAGGAAUGGAAAAUCUGGUAUGACUCUGAAGCACCGGAAAAUACGCCUUUCCCUUGUGGUUAUGACAAAGUUUUAGAUUCUUUUGGAAUUUUAUUGAUGAUAAGAGCAUGGUGUCCAGAUAGAACACUCUCUCAAGCAAAACGAUUUAUUUCGGCCUCUUUAGGUUCGAAGUUUGUGGAAGGUGUUCUUCUUGACUAUGAAGAUAUGUGGCAAGAAUCGGAUAGCCGAACACCUCUAGUAUGUUUGCUUUCAACCAGCGGUGAUCCGAGCAUGCAAGUUCAUUUUUUUGCUAAAAAGAAUGAACUGGAGUAUAAUGCAGUUUCAAUGGGACAAGGACAAGAAGUACCAGCUCGUCGAAUAUUGAAUAAGAUGUGCAAGACUGGUGGUUGGGUUAUGCUGCAGAACUGCCACUUGAGCUUAGAUUUCAUUCAAGAAGUACUAGAAAUUUUGUCCGAAGAAAAUGAUAUUCACGAAAACUUUCGACUCUGGAUAACAACGGAAGUACAUCCAGUGUUUCCCAUCAGUCUACUUCAGAUUUCGAUUAAGUUCACAAACGAGCCGCCACAAGGAAUUAAAGCUAGUCUAAAAAGAACUUAUGCCAGCCUCCCAGAUGACAUACUAGAAUACAGUAAUGCUCCCCAAUGGCAGCCUCUGCUUUUUGGCAUUGCUUUCCUGAAUACCAUUGUCCAGGAAAGAAGGAAAUUUGGACCUUUGGGCUGGAACAUUCCUUACGAGUUCAACCAGGCUGAUUUUCUGGCUUCUAUGAAAUUCAUGCAGAAGCAUCUUGAUGAUAUGGAAACGAAGAAAGGUCCAUGUUGGCGAACCAUAAGAUUUAUGCUGGCGGAGGUGAAAUAUGGAGGUCGCGUAACUGACGAUUUCGACAAAAGACUGCUCACAACUUACAUGAAUGAAUGGUUCAAUGAAAAGAUACUUCACCACCAUUUUGAAUUCUAUCCAGGCUACAAAUUGCCAGUGUGCAAUAAUCUGAGACAAUGCUUGGAUGGAAUCAGAAGAAUUCCAGCCGAUGAUUGCCCUCCAGUGUUUGGAUUGCAUCAGAAUGCAGAUAUAACGUAUCAAAUUAAUACUGCCAAUGACGUUUUGGAUGCUUUGAUCCGUGUACCUCCACAAGAUUCGGCUAGUGGGGUGGAGACUAAAGAAGAUAUAGUCAGCAAAAUGGCAGAAGAAAUGCUUCAGAAAAUGCCGCCAGAAUAUGUGUCACACGAGGUUCGUCGAGCACUUCAAGAGAUGGGUCCAUUGCAGCCUAUGAAUAUUUUCCUGAGACUUGAGUUAGAUCGCAUGAAUAAAGUACUGACCACAGUCCGGAAUGAUUUGGUAGACUUACAAUUAGCCAUUGAUGGUGUCAUAAUCAUGAAAGAUUCCUUACGAGAUGCUCUGGAUGCCAUCUACGAAGCAAGAGUUCCUGAACUCUGGACUAAGGUAUCUUGGGAAUCGAGUACUUUGGGAUUUUGGUUUACAGAACUAUUAGAAAGAGAUCAGCAAUUCAGACAGUGGUGUUUCAAUGGAAAACCACAUGCUUUUUGGAUUUCUGGUUUAUUCAACCCAACAGGAUUUUUAACUGCUAUGAGACAGGAAGUAACAAGAGCACACCAAGGUUGGGCUCUCGAUUCCGUGUCUCAACGCAACAAAGUGACAUCGUUCAUAAGUUCGUCUGAUGUGACAGAACCUCCCACAGAAGGUGUGUAUAUUUAUGGCCUGCAUCUGGAAGGUGCCUCUUGGGAUAACAAGUCCGGUUGUCUCAGGGAGUCAGUACCCAAAGUUCUGUUCGAACUUUUACCUGUAUUACACGUGUACGCAAUACAGAGUACAGCUGGAAAGAGCCCAGAUGUAUAUGAGUGUCCAGUGUACAAGAAAAUACGAAGAACGGAUGAAACGUACAUAACAUCGAUCGAUUUAAAAAGUGAACGGAACCCAAAUUACUGGAUAUUACGAGGAGUUGCUCUGUUGUCGGAUAUAAAAUAAAAGUAUUAGAUCAUAGAAAAUAUUUAAUGCAAGUUAUCAAGUCCUAUAUCAAAAUGUAAGAACUUUAUACGUCAUGUAAUAUAUCUUUAAUACUUUUAUUGUGUAAUCAGUUCAAAAACUGAUGGUUUCAUCGCUGAUAUUUGAUAGGUAAGUUUGCUUCACUUACUGAUCUGGUUCUGCUGUUUAGUAUUUCUAUUUAUAUCCGUAUCUGUUUAUGUCUUCUAUUGUUAUAUAUUACAUGCUGAACAAAAUGAUAUUUUUAAAAACAUUGCUUUUAUAUAAUUUCAAAACACUGAUUUUUAAUUAAUUGCAAGAUUAAAACUAUUUAUUACACGCAUUUCAUACGUUUAAUUUGAAAUGUUGCUCGCAGUUUAAUCUCAUUUUUAAGCAUAAUUAUUAUAAUUACCUUUCCAAGUGAUGCUGUAAAGUUAAUUUUUCUAAUUUCUGGCAUAAUAAUUCUGACAGAAACAUAACGAGAUUCAUUUUGGUCAACGGUUACAGGAUUUCAGCUGUCGAUUUUUCCGAAAAUGUAAUAAGUCUCUAUUUAAUAGUGCUAUAAAUGUAAGAAUGCUUUAAAUCUCGAUUAUUUUUUGUGAGAAACUAAUUACAAUUUUCUCUUCCAAAAAUUUCUUUAAAAUGCUUUAAAAUUUAAUUUUACUAAUUUGCAUCACAAAUCUAAAACAUUUU